Messenger RNA from Boleophthalmus pectinirostris (great blue-spotted mudskipper), 558 nucleotides. It is a transcript of the gene plekhb1, whose product is annotated as pleckstrin homology domain containing B1. NCBI's taxonomy places the organism in Eukaryota, Metazoa, Chordata, Actinopteri, Gobiiformes, Gobiidae. Gene Ontology annotation, cellular component: membrane. Bases 1 to 558 code for a protein of 185 amino acids. The transcript is spliced from 6 exons. Gene Ontology annotation, biological process: regulation of cell differentiation. The record is from RefSeq and is a predicted model, not a curated record.
AUGGCGCUGCUGAAGGCCGGCUGGAUCUGGAGACAAACCUCGGUCUUGCGGCGCUGGAAGCUGAGCUGGUGCGACCUGUGGGUGGACGGGUCUCUGUGCUUCUACGAGAGCGAGAGGAGGAGGAGCCUGGAGCUGAGGGUCGCCCUGAAGACGCUGUGUGUGGACGUGCGCUCGGGCCUCGAGUGCUCAGACGUGUCGCCCCCGGAGACUCACCCCCGACAGAACCUGCUGGUCCUGCAGCUCCGGGACGGAUCCUGUGUGAACCUGUGUGCCAACAGUGAGGACGAGUCUCUAGCGUGGAAGCUGACUCUGCUGGAGACCCGGAGGAACCCGGUGUUCGUGUACGAUCCCCAUGACGACGCGUACGAGGCCGUCCCUCUGAACAGACACCACACGGUCUACAUCACUGCAGGGGCGGGGCCAGGGACUCAUCAGGUGGUGGUGCAGAGGGACCCGUUCGAUGACGUCGCGGGUCACGUGGUCCUGGGUCUGCUGACGGGGAUGGCUGCCGGAGCGGCCAUGAGGUCUUUCUUGUGGAUGCCCUUCUUCUUCUGCUGA